Galendromus occidentalis (western predatory mite) is the source of this 1124-nucleotide messenger RNA. It is a transcript of the gene Pur-alpha, whose product is annotated as Purine-rich binding protein-alpha. Gene Ontology annotation, biological process: regulation of transcription by RNA polymerase II. NCBI's taxonomy places the organism in Eukaryota, Metazoa, Arthropoda, Arachnida, Mesostigmata, Phytoseiidae. Gene Ontology annotation, cellular component: nucleus. The transcript has 5 exons. The record is from RefSeq and is a predicted model, not a curated record. Gene Ontology annotation, molecular function: RNA polymerase II transcription regulatory region sequence-specific DNA binding; purine-rich negative regulatory element binding; DNA-binding transcription factor activity, RNA polymerase II-specific. The coding region runs from base 147 to 1124 and encodes 325 amino acids.
AGAUCAAGAUAGUCAACGACGACGAAGAUAGCAAACACUUCGAAGACUUGCUCAGAGCUAUAAGCGGCAGCGGCUGUUCGGACGACGUGCGGUACCGGCUGCAUGACGAGGCUGACUUGAGCAGCCAGCAACUUUCUGAGGGUGUCAUGCCCAAGGAAAUGGAUUCACUCGAGUCCACAGAGUUGAAUCGAGAGAAUGUGGUGGACGAUUUGGACGACACCGACUUGUCCGACGAUGGGGCCACGGACGGCGGAGGUGGAGGAGCAGAGAAGGAACUUGCGACGAAGAUGCUACAGAUCCAGAGCAAGAGGUUCUAUCUCGACGUCAAACAGAACCGGAGAGGUCGUUUCAUCAAGGUGGCCGAAGUAGGCGUGGCGGGCCGUAAGUCACGCCUUCUGCUGGCCAUGUCGACGGCUGCGGAAUUCCGCGAUCAUCUCACCCACUUCUCUGAACUCUACGCAAAGCUCGGGCCCCCGCAUCCUCACAAUGCCCCCGAAGACGGCAAACUGAAGAGCGAGGUCAUCAUAAAAGACAAUCGGAGAUAUUAUCUUGAUCUCAAGGAGAACUCCCGCGGUCGUUUCCUUCGUGUGUCGCAGACUAUCGCAACAAUGGCCAUGCGGACGGGACCACGAACUCAGAUCGCGAUACCGGCCCAAGGCCUGAUCGAGUUCCGAGACUGUCUGACCGAUCUCCUCAUCGAGUACGGCACAGACGACGGCGGCUUCAAAGGCGAGCUUCCCGAAGGGCGUCACAUGCGUAUCGAAGACAAAAUUUUUUACUUCGACAUCGGCCAGAACAGCCGCGGCAUCUACAUGAGGGUAUCCGAGGUGAAGAAUAAUUUCCGAGCAGCGAUUACACUUCCCGAAAAGUCAUGGCCGAAAUUCCGCGACAUGUUCGGCGAAUUCGUGACGAAAAUGGAUGCUGCCAGAGGACUUUCUUCGAACUCGACCGACACUCCAAACGCCGAGAAUUCCGAUUCCACUGCCCAAGCGCUCGGUCCAGUCGGCGAGGGGAUCCUCAUGGGAGCUGAAGCUCUCUCGAUGGGUGCUGUUGGGGGGCUGGGGGCGAGCAGCUUCCCUUCGGCCAAAUCCGGCCUCGGAUCAUCAUCCGCGCUGAACGAGUAG